Messenger RNA from Priapulus caudatus, 726 nucleotides. RefSeq names its product carbohydrate sulfotransferase 12-like. Lineage: Eukaryota; Metazoa; Priapulida; Priapulimorpha; Priapulimorphida; Priapulidae. Bases 1 to 726 code for a protein of 241 amino acids. Gene Ontology annotation, biological process: carbohydrate biosynthetic process. The record is from RefSeq and is a predicted model, not a curated record. Gene Ontology annotation, molecular function: sulfotransferase activity. Gene Ontology annotation, cellular component: membrane. The transcript is spliced from 2 exons.
AUGUUGACGUCUACUGAAUGGGAAUGUCUACCACGCUACAAUGGUACGUUGCAUACAGUAAUAGGAUUGACGACUCACGCAACCUCCUACGGCGACGCGAAUACGCACAGUGAGUCCCUUAUAUCAUGGGUAGCGCCAGCAGCGCCCCUGGCGGACACCAUCGACGAGAGGGUGGCAUUGCUUAGACACCAGUGUGCCAAGCUCGAGCGCGCCGGAGUAGAGAAAUCUCUGGCUGAGUACCCAUACACGUACAUGCACGUGUUCUGGCUUCCCCGACGCAAGCUGGUCUACUGCGAGGUGCAGAAGGUCGCAAGUACGACCUGGAAAAACGCGCUCCUGGCGUUAGAAAUGGCGCCUGCCGGCAGCAAGGCCGAUAUGCAGCAGUUCAACCGGCUUCCGUUGGAUUACGUGCACAUCGACACGAACGUGGAAAGGAACCUCCAGCGCGUUAGUCGAAUCGUGGACUUAGCGAAAAUGGCCGACAUGCUGAGCGCUCGCACGAAGUUUCUGUUCGUCAGGCAUCCGCUCGUUCGGCUGCUGUCGGCUUACCGCGACGAGAUCGCCGCAGGUUCCCGCUCGGAGAAAAUUCACCGCGAGCAGAUCGCUAUGAUACGGAAGCACUUCGCGCGCUCGCCGACGAACGCGAACGUCGGCGACGCGGUCAGCUUCGUGCAGUUUCUGACGUACGUCGCCGAGACGCCGACGCGCGAGUACAACUACCACUGA